Molecule: messenger RNA, 861 nt
Organism: Tinamus guttatus (white-throated tinamou)
Lineage: Eukaryota; Metazoa; Chordata; Aves; Tinamiformes; Tinamidae
Gene: CUNH8orf74
Product: chromosome unknown C8orf74 homolog
Source: RefSeq, a predicted model, not a curated record
AUGGUGCUUCUCUCGCCCGUAGCGGUGAGGGCAGUAGUCCAGCUCCAGCGGGACGAAGGGCGGCAGCUUCUGCGGGAACUCCUGGGAUGGGAACCCUUCAAUGAAGUCUGGGACCUGCAACGUAGCAUCCGGCUGGACAUCCUCUACAACAGCAUCAUGUUCGCCGCAAGGAAAGGCCUCUCCUGGGCAGCAGUGGCGACAGUUGGGAAGCUCGCGGAGGAGCUCCUCGAGGAGAUGAAAGGUCUAACCAUCUCCGAGGCCCUCAAAGUCUUCCACGAAAAGCUCUCGGCAUGCGAGCCAAAGCUGAGACCGCUGAAGCCGGGCAUCUUGUGCGAUUACUUUCUCAACACAUACUUCAAGCAUUUCCACCUCUACCAGUUCGUGCUGUGCAACAAGAGGGCAGUGCAGCAGAGCUAUGCAACCCUGGAGGUCUGCGUGCCCCCGCAGCCUCUCCCGUUGGAGGCUGGUGUGGAAGUAGAGGUUGAAAAACACCAGCGGCAAAUUGCUGCCCUGUCGGAGGCUGAGGCCCGCAAACGUACUGAUGUGUUGCAUCUCCAAAAGAUACUGAGGGCGGAGAAGGAUACCAUGCUGGAGAAAGUGUACAAAAAGGUGGAAGACCCAUGUGAGAAGCUAGACAAAGAGAGAUUGGAGUCCUUAGUGGAGGAGGUGAUCAAAGUCGAAGCAGAAACCACACGUGAGAUCUUCCAGGCUGAGAUCCAGGCCACCUUUGAAAUCCUGGAGCUGAGACUCCAAAAGAAGAUGUUAGCCUUGAAACCGCCUGUUUCUAAUCUUCCACCUCUUGUCCCCGAUGUCCAAACCAAGAAGGCACCUAAACCUCGAGAAAGAAAAAAGAAGAAAUAA